Molecule: messenger RNA, 2938 nt
Organism: Brachypodium distachyon (stiff brome)
Lineage: Eukaryota; Viridiplantae; Streptophyta; Magnoliopsida; Poales; Poaceae
Exons: 4
Coding region: 720-2582 (620 amino acids)
Source: RefSeq, a predicted model, not a curated record
CUUGUAGCGCGCUCCCUAUCGGUCUAUCACACGCUCCAAGGAAAGCAAAAGAGAAAAUAAAACGAAUUUUGAUUUGAUUUUGUGCAGCGUCCGAAAGAACGCCAAUCUGGGCAGCCGAUGUAUACAUAACCGGAUCCUCUCCUCCGUCCCCGUCCCAUCCCUUUCCUCCUCCUCCACUCCUCUACUGACCGCCGCUCUGCCGCCCUACCGCCUGCCGCCGUGCUGCAGCUUAGCGUCGUCACCGUUCAGACGGCGUUCCCAUCACGCCCCUGCUGUCUCCACCCCAUCUGCAGUCUUUGACAUUUGUUUCUAAGUUUGCUUAUUGGGGUGAGAUGAAUAAAGAAUAUUCUUGUCAUAUACAUUUCUCAGAGCACAGCUCCUGAAAUUCAUGGUUAGCUGAACUUUGCAUGUUUUACAAAUCUAAAAGAACAUAAUCAAGUUGGUCAGAUGACAACCCUUGCUGGUUCCUCGGAAGUUUAGCAUCUUCAGUGCUUUCUGAAAUAAUAGUGUUAUCUCUGCAUAGAGCUCUGGAAAAUGGAUCGUAGAGAUACUUCAGGAUUUGUCAGUGGAGGUUGCAAAGAUAAAAUGAUCUGCUGGAUGCACUAGGUUUUCUAGCUUGGUAGGUAGUUUAUUUGACCAUUAUUUAAUACGGAAGUGAGGCAAGCUGGUACUUUUCCAUAAAGGUUGUCUGGGCUUGAGUUUCUUAGAUAAUCAGGACAAUGGAUCCUGAGUUUGGGCAGUCAGCGUUUACAAUAAAUUUCUCAACUCCUAAUGCCAUUGUGAAUGAGUUCCAUGCCAUUCCGGUAGCCAGUCACCCAACAGCUAGUUCUAAUCAACUUGAUGUCCUAGCUCAGGGCAAUUUGUACAAUCUGCCUGGAGGGACCAAGAGAAAGUUUGAUGACUUGUCACUAAGUCUGGGCAAUUCAUCAGGCUCAGGUUCCAGCAAGCAAAUCAUGCGUACUGGCUGCACCAUAUCUUCUCCCAAGGGUAGGGAUGAUGGUUCUGUUGAUUUGGGCUUCAAUUAUUUUACUCCGUGCAGUGAAGGUACUUCCAGGCUGGAUAAGCAGGCUAAUGAUCAUAGGAGAACUUUUGCCAAUGCUGGGCUGGAUCUUGAGUUGUCUUUGUCUGUUGGACCUUGUGAAUCUACUAUUACUGACUCAGACGUAACUGCAGCGGAUGAGCAGAACAACACAUUUCUGCAGACAUGCAUUAUGGACAUAGUCCCAACAGUUGAUGAAGGAUCAACUUCUCUCCGCAGACCGACUGGUGGUCAGGUCCUUUCUUUCCUUAAUAAUACUGCAAAGAUGGCUGGGUUUUCUCCAAGCCAAGCUUUCCUAGAUAGCUCAAGCCAGACUGAAGGUCCAGCUUCACCGCCAACAUUGCUCCAACUACAAGAAAGUCAAGCAACCUGUACUUCUGGGUCUGCCAGUCCACAACAACGUGCCAUUAGCGCAAAAGUUUGUUCACAUCCAGGCUGUAUAAAAGGAGCCAGAGGUUCGUCAGGGCGCUGCAUUGCACAUGGUGGGGGUAGAAGGUGCCACAAAGAGGGUUGCAACAAAGGAGCUGAGGGCAAGACCAUCUUCUGUAAAGCCCAUGGAGGGGGGAGGCGUUGUGAGAACCUUGGGUGCACCAAGAGCGCGGAAGGACGUACUGAUUUUUGUAUAGCCCAUGGCGGUGGUCAACGUUGCAUCCAUGAAGGCUGCAGAAGAGCAUCAAGAGGGAAAUCUGGCCGCUGCAUUAAGCAUGGUGGUGGCAAAAGGUGUCGACAGGAGAACUGCUCAAAGAGUGCGGAAGGUCGCUCAGGCUUAUGCAUUGCUCAUGGAGGUGGGCGUCGCUGUCAGCAUGAUGGUUGUGGCAAGGGUUCCCAGGGCAGCACUGCUUUCUGCAAAGCCCAUGGUGGUGGCAAAAGAUGCACACACCCCAACUGUACAAAGGGUGCCGAGGGAAGCACUCCAUUCUGCAAAGGUCACGGAGGAGGCAAACGUUGUUCAGGUCAUGGCUGCACAAAAAGUGUGCAUGGAGGUACACAAUUCUGCGUUGCACAUGGAGGUGGCAAGAGAUGUGUGGUCGAAGGAUGCACCAAGAGCGCUAGAGGUCGUACUGAUCGUUGUGUUGGUCAUGGUGGGGGGAAGAGAUGCAUAUAUGCUGGGUGUGAUAAGAGCGCGCAGGGAAGCACUGAUUUUUGCAAGGCGCACGGAGGAGGCAAACGUUGUUUGUGGGGUCAUCCAGGUUCCGACCUUGGAGUUGGUGGCCCUCCUUGUGAUCGCCUUGCAAGAGGCAAAAAUGGCAUGUGUGUUCAUCACAACCCGCUGCUGGAUGAUGAUCGUAUCCAUGGAGGUCGAACACUUGGUGCUUUCAGUGUAACAAGUACUUCCCGUGAUCUUGGGGACUGCCUUUCAAAUGCUGAAAUAAGUAGGGACAGCAUUUUGAUGCAUCCAGUAGAGGAUUGUCAUGUGCCGGUCCCUGUUCCCGAGGGCCGGGUGCAUGGUGGUAACCUUGUGUCAAUGUUUGCAAAUGGUAUGUGUUUUGGAGAGAAGUCCACCAACAUUGUGGAGGCUAGUACCUCAGCAUCUUUGAACUGAAAACCCACAAAUUACUUCGAGGCUAGUACCUUUAGUCGCUGCAGCUGGCUCUAGUGCCUAAAAUUCGCCGCCUGCCCUUCAUUUUGAUAUGUUUGGUUCCACUUCCACCUGGCAAGUAUCUCAUACUUAUCAAGGUUCUGGUAUGUUGUGUUGUAGAUUUGUGAAUUCUAUUCUGGUUGAAGCUUUGUAUUAACCACCCCUCUAUGAGAUAAAUAAAAGGGGAAAGAUAACUAGGUGUUCAAGUGAGUGUUGGGUAUUGUAUUGAAGCGUCUAUAGUGGUCUCAGUUAUGCAUGCACAAUCAGUUCAUCUUGGUAACCUUAACCUGAAAUAAAUAUUAAUUUUGUUUCUGUGUAUA